Penicillium maclennaniae is the source of this 1995-nucleotide messenger RNA. RefSeq lists its product as uncharacterized. The record is from RefSeq and is a predicted model, not a curated record. Lineage: Eukaryota; Fungi; Ascomycota; Eurotiomycetes; Eurotiales; Aspergillaceae. Bases 1 to 1995 code for a protein of 664 amino acids. The transcript has 3 exons.
AUGGCGCCCGCAAAGAUGCCCUUACGCGCCGACGAGGAGCUGGGCAAGAAGGACGACGAUCUCCACUUCGAUCAAACUCGCUUUCGUCCUGCACAAAGUCGCGUGUACCCACGCCCUCGGCGUAUCUUGAUCAUUGUCAUCGCUCUGGUAGCCCUCUAUCAAUUCUUCAAACACAUGCCCACGGACAUCGCCCCGGCCGCCGAACGAUACAACCCGGCAAUCGCACAAUUGAGACACCCUUCUCCGCAACUUCCUGUUCAGUCACCAGUCGUAUCUAAAACCGAUAGCCCACCGUACCGAGUGCUGCACAUAAAUGACGAGGAAGAAACCUUUGACGGGGCGAUCAAAUUCUACGAGUUGGCUCGGUCUCUUCCCCACAGCAAGCAGUCGGAGCACACGGCUAGCCAUGCCGUGCUGUUUGCAGCAUCGAGCCUUCAUAGUGUCUCGGACAUGCUACCUUUGGCCUGUCAGAUGGCACGACAGAAGCUGAACCAUGUACAUUUUGUACUUGGUGGGAAGGAUAAAGUUUCUAUCGAAGGAAUCAAAAUAGUGAACGGCAUUGUAGAUACCGAGUGCCCAAUGACUUGGCAUGACAGUCGACCGGAUCGUUUGGCAGAUUCUUCUGAUGCUCGCAUGGAACGAGCUGUGGCUGGAGGGUUGGGUUUGAUCCAGGCAUAUGUGGCUCCAGAAGUUAUUAUCACGCAGAGAAGAAGCUGGGAAGACACAUUCUUCUGGGAUGGAGUGCAAGUCCAUAAGCAAAAAGCUGCUAUUCCCCAUAUCGCGCUCCCCUCAGCUUCUAGAGAUAUCAUGUGGAUGUCUUUCAUCGAUAGCACUGCUUUGAAAGUCUGGAACGAGAUUCGUAUUGACAUGGUGGUUCACGCUUCCAAAUCGUCAGGAUCCUUGAUCAGACUCAUCCGGUCCUUAGACGCUGCAGAUUACCUGGGAUCAAUGCCUAGCUUGACUAUUGAGCUUCCACCAUCUCUUGACCCUAAUUUACGGGGAAUCUUACAGAAGUUGGAAGGAUUGUCCCAGCUUGCGGGACGCAUCACUCUCCGGCGACGUAUUGACCCACGCUACAUGGAUCCAGCAGAAUCUUCUAUUCGCACGGUGGAAGGCUUCUACCCAAUGAACCCCCACUUGAACCACUUGCUGUUGCUAUCCCCUCAGGCGGAAGUAGCUCCUUCAUUCUAUCACUACCUCAUGUACAACAUUCUGCAGUACAAACAGUCGGCCAGGGCUAAGUACACCUCGGUGGAUCUCAUGGGAAUCUCUCUGGAACUACCCUCUACAAAACCCACAAUCGAUGGAGGACCAUUCAAUCCGCCUUCGAUGCUAUCAGUGGAUGAUACCAAGAAACCUCAACUGAGCUCAAUCCCAUCUUUCUUGUGGCAAGCGCCGAACAGCAACGCAGCGUUGUUUUUCGGUGACAAAUGGACUGAAUUUCACUCUUUCUUAUCCAGUCGUCUGGGUAUUUCAGAGACGCAAAUUAAUAUUGUUUCACAAGACAAGACCAUGUCCAGGAGAUACCCGGCCUUUAUGGAUUACCUGCUGGAAUUAAUGCGGGCCAAGGGAUACUACAUGCUGUACCCAUCAUUCCCGGGCCGCUCGGCGGCAUCAUUUGUUACCAUUCAUCAUGAUCUGUACCACCCCCCGGAAGAAUUCGCCCAUGAAGUCAGCCUCAAUACCGGCAAGAGACCAAUUCCUGAUAUCAAUAGUCAUGAUGAGCCCUUGGAGCCCCUUGUGGAUGAUUUAUCUCAGGAGAGGCCGUUGACUGGAGCAACGACUAUUAUGCCUCUCGUUGAGCUCUUUGAAUCGGGUCUUCCAGACAUUGAAGAGUUGUCCUUGCUCUCUUAUAACGGAGAGGAAAUGACACCGGAGACAAAUCUGAGGCAAACCAGGGACUAUGCCGACAGUUUCCGUAUAAAGUAUGGACACUGUACUGAUGACAGCAAAGUAACCGAGGGUCCCGGCUUAGAUCUAUUCUGUCUUGGUUGA